AUGCUGGAAAAAUGGGUCAUUUUGCUUGUUGCGAUUGGACUGCUACUUUCAAACACCAGAGCUGAGACUCCAGAAGAUCGCUGCUUGGAACCGGUCGAUCAGGGACCUUGUCAAACUUUUCAGUUAAAAUGGUUCUGGGAUGAGGCGGACGGCCAGUGCAAAGAGUUCCACUAUGGAGGCUGUUUGGGCACCAAAAAUAGAUUUACCACAAAGCAGGAGUGCCUGAAAAUGUGCCGCUACAAGCUGUUCAACCCGGUGGCCGUGCCCGACUUGUGCCUUCUCGAGGUGGACCACGGCCAUUGUCCCGACGACCGGAAAGGGCAGUGGUGGUAUUGGUUCAAUUCGGAUUCUGGUGAAUGUGAGAAGUUCUUCUACCACGGCUGCGGCGGGAACGACAACAAAUUCUACUCGCUCCACUUGUGCCAAAAAGUGUGCGCCCAGCGGUUGUCGCCCCAGAUUGCCUGCAAUGACUGCGACCUACGCACGUCCUACUGUAAAAGCCACGGAAAGUACAACUACACGUGCGAGUGCCGCAUCGGAUACGAGAAGAAUAUGCAUGGGGAAUGUGUUGGUGAGUGUCAGAUUUCGAUAACA
This is a messenger RNA of Mesorhabditis spiculigera, 594 nucleotides long. NCBI's taxonomy places the organism in Eukaryota, Metazoa, Nematoda, Chromadorea, Rhabditida, Rhabditidae. The record is from the annotation of a GenBank genome assembly.